UACCAGGGAACGAAACUGUAUAGUUGAAGGUUCGCACAUUGUUUCUAAACAGAGCGCCGAAUUUAUUAAUAUUUAAGCUGUCAAAGGAUUUUGUGCCAAGUACGACAGUUGUUCGUAAUUGGAUGUGAAUUCUACGAUUACUAAAAAUGUCUCAUCCUUACGGAGGUCAGGCAACGCAUUCUCGGCGAAACAAACACGGAGAUAGAGCUGAAAAUUCACAGCCUGGAAGCUCGCGUUUCGAGCAUGAACAUCAUGGUCGUUCAAAGGGCAGAGGAGAAGGGCAUCCACCCUGGUUAAAGGGCAAAGCAAUAGGACUUUAUUAUAGAGAUAAAUUAUCUGCAAAACGAAAACAGAGAGAAUCCCGUGUCAUUAAAUUACCAUCAAAUGUUCAGCGAAAAAUUGAGUAUGUAUUGGAAAACUCUAAAGGAUUUUAUGAUAAAUUGUACAACAAUGAAGCACAAGCAGAAGAUAGUAACAGCAGAUUGGAGAACAAAUACACGCAUAUUCAUGAUUCACAGUUUAAAAGAAAGUUUUUAAAUAUAGUAUCUGGUAAUAUACAAGAAAAUUUAGCUAAAGCUAUGCUUGUUGAAUCAAGUAUGAAAAGAAACAAUGAUUUAGAUGCUAAGUUACUGAGCGACUAUAAGUCAAAACAAUCCUUAGAACAGUAUGAAAGUAUGAUGAAAUUUCGAUUGAAGUUACCAACAUAUCACAAGAAAUCUGAGAUUUUACAAUUAAUUAGAGAAAAUCAAGUUGUUGUAAUAAGUGGAGAGACCGGUUGUGGAAAAACAACGCAGGUUGCUCAGUUUAUACUAGAUGAUCAAUUAGAAGAAGGUAAUGGUAGCACUACUCGAAUCAUUUGUACUCAACCUAGAAGAAUUUCGGCAAUAUCUGUUGCUGAAAGAGUUGCCGCUGAAAGAGGGGAAAGGCUUGGAAAAUCUGUUGGAUUUCACAUUAGGCUUGAAAAAGUAUUACCCAGAGAUAAAGGAAGUAUACUGUUCUGUACUACUGCGAUGCUAUUGCAAUUCAUGCAAGGUGAUCCAGCUUUAAAAGACUAUUCUCAUAUAAUAUUGGAUGAAAUUCAUGAACGCUCUACUCAAAGUGAUUUUAUUAUUGCUUUGUUAAAAUUAAUUAUUCCUAAAAGACCAGAUUUAAAAGUCCUUCUUAUGAGUGCAACACUUAAUUCUGAAAGAUUUUCGAAGUAUUACAAUGAUUGUCCCAUGAUUCAUAUCCCAGGCUUCACUCAUCCAGUGGAACAAUUUUAUUUAGAAGAUAUUUUAUCAUUUACACAAUUUAAAUUUCCCGAACCACCUCCGGUACCGCAAAAUUGGAAAAAAGUUAACAAGAAGAUUAAACAAGAUCAACAAAAAAGGAACGAUUUUACCGAUUUCAUACAUCCAUACGUACAGCAACUUAUAGCCGAUAAAAAAUAUCCGAAAUAUGUGACCGAUCAAUUGAAGAAUCCUAACAGUGAAGAAAUGUCUCUCGAUCUUAUAGAAGAGUUAAUCGGAUACAUUUCUAGAACACAAGGUCCUGGAGCAAUACUAGUCUUUGUACCUGGUAUGAUGGACAUAACAAAACUACAUAAAAUGAUGAUAGAUAGUGGACGAUAUCCACAAAGUAGAUACGUUAUUUAUCCUCUUCACUCUCGUAUGCCAACGAUCGAUCAAAAGCUUAUAUUUAAAGAACCACCUGUAGGAGUUCGAAAAAUAAUAAUUGCGACUUCUAUUGCGGAGACGUCGAUAACUAUCGAAGAUGUAGUGUAUGUCGUUGACUCUGGUAGAACUAAGUAUAAAAGAUUUGAUUUGAAUAAAAAUAUCGAAACUUUAUUAUCCGAAUGGGUAUCGUUAGCUAAUGCGAAACAAAGAAAAGGUCGAGCGGGCAGAGUGAAACCUGGUUGCUGUUAUCAUUUAUAUUCGAGAGCCAGAGAAUCGACGUUUGAACAAUACCCAUUACCUGAGAUGCUAAGGACUCGUUUAGAAGAUGUUAUUUUGCAAAUAAAAAUUUUACAAUUAGGAAAGGCCAAAUCUUUUUUAGCCAGUGUUAUGGACCCGCCAGACGUAAAAGCUAUAGACUUAUCUUUAGAGCUACUCCGAAUACUUAAUGCAUUAGAUAACGAGGAACAUUUAACGCCUUUAGGGUAUCAUUUGGCACAAUUGCCGCUUGAUCCACGAACAGGAAAGAUGAUUAUAUGGGCAGCAUUGUUUUCUUGCGUAGAACCAGUUUUUGCGAUCGCGGCAAGUCUUACGUUUAAGGAUGCAUUCUAUUGCCCUUUAGGAAAAGAAGAUCAAGCAAAUAAAAAAAAACUUGAGCUUAGUUUAAACGAAUACAGUGAUCAUAUAGCAUUGGCCGAAGCUUUAAGGAGAUUCGAGGCUUCACACAGAAGAGGAAAUGCUGGUUAUUUUUGCAGGGAGCAUUUCCUCUCUUUCAAUACAUUAAAACUUCUUUCUGAAAUGAAAACUCAAUUUGCUCAGCAUUUGCAUCAAAUGAAAUUUUUAGAAACUGACAAUCCCAGCGAUAGGAACGCCAACAAAAACUCUAGCAAUAUCGCGUUAAUAAAAGCAAUAGUAUGCGCUGGACUCUAUCCAAAUGUUGCCGUUAUAAGGAGAGUUACAAAGAAAGGAACAGUUGCGUGGACUCCAGAAGACGGUAGCGUGAAUGUGCAUCCGUCAAGCGUAAACGAUAAAAUUCAUCACUUUCCAAGCCCAUUUCUUACAUACUUCGUAAAACAACGAUCGACAAUGAUAUAUUUGCAUGACACCACAUGCGUUACUGCACCAAUUCUAUUAUUCGCCGCUCCGAAUAUGUGCAUAAAAAAGGAAAAAGGAAAUUAUCUUAUUAGUUUAGCAAGUUCACAAAACUUUCCUUGCGAUUUGCGAACUGCGCAACUCAUUCAGAAAUUGCAAGAAGAAUUUAAUAACAUGUUAGAGUAUAAAAUAACACAUCCAGGAACUGUAGUUUGGAAUAGCCACGAAGGUGAUUUACUAAACGCUAUUAUAGAUUUGGUCUGCCAAAAAGACGAGGAAAUGGGAUUUUCCGAGUCCAAUAACGACGAGGGCGAAGACAAUUUUGAUAACCAUAGUCAAACAUAAUUUAGUAAUUUAUUUGAUCAAUAAAGUAAUUACAUUUGCCAGUGUUUUAAAGUACACAGAAAUAACUUGGGUAAAAGGAGCUUUUUUAGAUCUCUUUUUAAUUGACUUUAUAAAAUGAACCAUUAAAUAUAUUUAAACAAUUCCCUAAUUUUACCUACAUAAUAAUAAUAAAAAAUAGAUACAAGUACCUACAGAUACAUUACGAAUUUUGUAAUAUAAUUAGAAAAUAAAUAUUUGAUGAAACACAGUUUUUCAAUAUUAACUUUAAUCGACAAAAAUUGAACAAUUGUUCAAUGAACAAAAAAAUAAAUUGGCUUUGCAAUAUUUAGUUUCAAACGGUAAUAUUUUGUAGUUUGAAAAAUCCGUGUCGCCUUCUAUACAGCCGUGUCAAAAGGGUUGCCUACUUCUAGUUUGUACAACUACACUUGUAAGAAAUGCUAUUCUGAACCUGAAUUCUCUUCAGGGUUGUACCAACAUAAAUAAGAAUUAUUAUCAAAUCGAAUGCGUACGAAUUUACUUUCCUCAUAUUUUCCUUAUCUUAAUUUCAGUGUUGCGAAGUAAUAAAUAUAACUGGUCUAUUUAUGCUAUAGGAUGUAUUGUCAUCGAACGCCGUUACAAAGUGAGGUUACUUUGCACCUUACGGGGUAUCUUUAUACGUAUCCUAAUACGAAUCAAAAUGACGAACGAAUUUUCUCCAACCUCGGUGUAAAGAUACUCCGUUAAGCGUAAAGUAACCUCAUUUUACGGUACGGUGAUAAGUAUUACUAUAAAUAUAAAAUGAGAUUCGAGAAUGACAGCAUCCUUGACAAAAUUUAGAUGGUCUUACGAACCAGACGCAACAAGGGUAUUUCGUUCUUCGCAGAAACUUUGCAUAAUUAGAUAAAUAAACUAUAAACUUUUGUUGCUUAAACACGAUAGUUCGAUACGGUGUUUAACACGAUGUUUUGCUGUAAAAGUAAAAAACUACAAAGCGUCCGAAUAUCAACGUUAUUCACCGUAUACGUUCGCGCGUCGUCAGUAAAAAUGAACCUGAGGUCUGGCACGAGCUGAUAGCCACCACGGAUAGAAGUAAAUAGGGGGAAGGCGAAAGAGAACGAACAAGAAAGAGGGAGAGUGGACAGGAGGGACGUUCCCGGCAAUACACGGAGCGGGACACGUAGCGUCCGAUUCAGUCUGCAUCCGACCGCCGCGAGUGUCGCGUCGCGAAGCCGUGCUUGAAACUCGGGGGGACACGAGACUCCGGUACGAGUCAGUCGUGCGUGCGAGCGAGCGAGUGCGCGUGAUACGACACAACACACCGCCGGUCUCUUUAAUCCCGUGUCUAGGCGUUCAUCUCCUGCUCCUUUUCUCUUUCUCUUUCGGCAGGGCUUUAAUCACACGGAGCCGGUUAAAUGUCGCAGAUCUUGGUGCAUCGGCGAUAGAGAGAGAGUGAGAGAACGGGUCACUGAACGGCCGUACGAAGGUACGAAGAGGGAGUAAGAAAAAUAAAAGAGGGACAGAGAGGGAUUCUUCGUCGCGACGUACAACACAUACGUAUAUAUACACGUGCGAAAGCCAGAGAAGAGACGUGAACACGCGCGUGCGCACCCGCGUAUCACACAUACAUACACACACGUAUACAUAGGCGCAUAUGUACAGAGAACAGAGGGUUAGAGAGAGAGAGAGGACACCGGUGCAGGAAGAGGCGAGGGAGCCCAGUGACACCGGGAGGGUUGGGUGUUCCUCGUGCAAAACCGCCACCGGAAUAUAUGUCGUGAGUGUGCAGCCGAAGAUCUCGCGGAUAGAGGCGCGAUAGUGCGUGCCGGGGCUUUAAGAA
Messenger RNA from Hylaeus anthracinus, 4905 nucleotides. RefSeq names its product ATP-dependent DNA/RNA helicase DHX36-like. NCBI's taxonomy places the organism in Eukaryota, Metazoa, Arthropoda, Insecta, Hymenoptera, Colletidae. Gene Ontology annotation, cellular component: intracellular anatomical structure; cytoplasm; nucleus. The transcript has 14 exons. The coding region runs from base 147 to 3089 and encodes 980 amino acids. The record is from RefSeq and is a predicted model, not a curated record. Gene Ontology annotation, molecular function: DNA helicase activity; ATP binding; G-quadruplex RNA binding.